AUGCUCAUUUGCUCAACGUCUCCCGAUUUAUUUCUAAUGGAAAUAGAGGAGCAGGUUUCAUCAUGGUAUGCAAAUGAGACGAUUUGUAGAACUGCGACGCCGAAAGAAGAUCGAUCAUAUUUUAUUUGUAAACAAAGUCGCAGUUUGCUAGAAGAAGGAUCGGUAGAAAUAUGGAUGAAGUCAAUCGUAAAUGACUGGAAUCACUACGAACUCGUCAUCAUACCUAAGCUGAAGACGUAG
Caenorhabditis remanei is the source of this 240-nucleotide messenger RNA. RefSeq lists its product as uncharacterized. The coding region runs from base 1 to 240 and encodes 79 amino acids. The transcript is spliced from 2 exons. The record is from RefSeq and is a predicted model, not a curated record. NCBI's taxonomy places the organism in Eukaryota, Metazoa, Nematoda, Chromadorea, Rhabditida, Rhabditidae.